AUGUUGGAAGGGGAAAGUUCAAAAAAUAGCACCGUUGGAGAAAGUCGAAUAUGUGGAAUUGAGAAAGUCAUUGCUGAUGCAGUUCGUGGUACUACAUCUAAGCAGGGCUCCUCUAAAGUCAUGAAAGCUAACUGCCAGGAUAAAAACAAGUUUGUAUCAGGUCAUAAUGAUCCAAUAAGCAUUCCAAGUUAUACAGUUGGAGAGUUAAAAAAGGAAGUGGUAGAAGCAAGGUUCUUUCUGCAUGAUAAGUUACAAAGAGACGUGAUCUCAUCUGGCAUUUUGGAAGGUCAUAGCUCAGAUCGCAGUGACUCAUAUUUUGAAGAUGAGUCACUGGGUUCAAUUGACGAAAAUUCCAUUGCAGUGAAGUUCCUGGCUUCUCUAGAUCUCGAGCAAGGUGAGCCUCGCAAUAAUGUUGUGACUUUGGCAUCUGAGCAUGCGACAGUAGAGGCAACUGGUUUUGGGGAAAGCACAUCUGUAGCAGUAUAUGCUUUAAAAAAGAUGGUCAGUGGACUUUCCAAAAGGGAAACUGAACUCAUGUUCGAUGAAAUACUUGAAGAAUGUUUCAACAUGGAGAAAAAAACCUGCAUUGAUGUUGCAUGAACAAACUGAGGGACUUUGCAAAGAUCAGUUAUGUGAGAUAGGACAGAAGGCUUUGACUGGUGGAUGGUUUGUUUCAGAAGAAGCUGUUCUUCUUGCCCACCAUAAUGGAUCCUGUUCGUACUACGACAUAACUAAUUAUGCGAUGAAACUUCAAACUUUUAAUAUUUAUAGACAUCUUUUAUUACUAGAUUUUCUGGUAUAUACUAAUAUACUUUUCCAUGUAUUAGUUCAAGGCUGAAUAGAAACCACCAUUGGGUGCG
This is a messenger RNA of Zingiber officinale, 860 nucleotides long. RefSeq lists its product as uncharacterized. The transcript has a single exon. NCBI's taxonomy places the organism in Eukaryota, Viridiplantae, Streptophyta, Magnoliopsida, Zingiberales, Zingiberaceae. The coding region runs from base 1 to 600 and encodes 199 amino acids. The record is from RefSeq and is a predicted model, not a curated record.